AUGGCUUCGAUUCUACGCUCCAGGGUUGGUGUGAGAGCUGCGCAGGUCCAGGGUGCCAGAUGCUUCAGCUCAACGCCCCGGUAUGCCGCUGCCGCUUUCUUCUCCAACGAGCCGGCUGGCCCUACGGUGAAGACCGCCAUUCCAGGACCAAAGAGCAAGGAGGCCAUCACACAGCUUGACCGUGUAUUCGAUACAAGGAGCUUGAACAUGCUGGUUGACUACGAAAAGUCCACCGGAAACUACAUUGCAGACCUGGAUGGAAACGUCUUGCUUGAUGUAUUUGCCCAAAUUGCCUCUAUCCCGGUGGGAUAUAACAAUCCAACCUUGCUUGCUGCCACAAAGACUACCGAAAUGGCCAGCGCCCUCAUCAACCGUCCCGCACUAGGCAACUUUCCCUCUCACAACUGGUCAAAUAUACUAGAGUCCGGUCUCUUGCGUGUUGCGCCCAAGGGCCUUGACCAGGUCUUCACCUCCACCACCGGCUCGGAUGCCAAUGAAACUGCCUACAAGGCUGCUUUCAUGUAUUAUGCUCAACGCAAGCGUGGUGGGCCAGACGUGGAGUUCUCCUCUGAAGAUAUCUCUUCCACCAUGGUCAACCAGUCUCCCGGCUCCCCCAACUACUCCAUCAUGUCAUUUACCUCCGCCUUCCACGGUCGCCUGUUCGGCUCUCUCUCCACCACCCGCAGCAAGCCGAUCCACAAGCUUGAUAUCCCGGCCUUUGACUGGCCUCGCGCCCCUUUCCCCAAGCUCAGAUACCCACUUGAUCAGUUCACCUCUGAAAAUGCAGCAGAGGAGAAGCGCUGUCUAGAAGAAGUCGAGAGGCUUAUCAAGGAGUUCCACAACCCUGUCGCCGCUUUGGUCGUUGAACCCGUUCAGUCAGAGGGAGGAGACAACCACGCCUCCCCAUCCUUCUUCCAGGGUCUCCGCGAGAUCACGAAGCGCAACAAUGUCAUCAUGAUCGUCGACGAGGUUCAGACCGGUGUUGGUGCAACCGGUAAAUUCUGGGCUCACGAACACUGGAACCUCUCCACUCCUCCCGACAUCGUCACUUUCUCCAAAAAGGCACAAGCUGCGGGAUACUACUUUGGCAACCCAGCUCUAAGACCCAACAAGCCAUACAGACAGUUCAACACUUGGAUGGGUGACCCUGCCCGCGCGCUCAUCUUCCGUGCCAUCAUCGAGGAGAUUGAGCGUUUGGACCUCGUCAAGCAUACCGCCCAGACAGGAGACUAUCUGUUCGCCGGUCUCGAGAGACUGAGCGAGAAGUACCCUGGACAGUUCCAGAACCUGCGUGGAAAGGGACAGGGUACCUUCAUCUCCUGGGACAGCCCCCAGCGUGACACAGUGCUGAAGCGUGGUAAGGAAGUUGGAAUCAACAUCGGCGGAUGCGGUGAGUCUGCUGUGAGAUUGAGACCUAUGCUCGUGUUCCAGGAGCAUCACGCCGAUAUCCUGCUCGAGUCGUUGGAGAAGAUUGUCAAGUCAUAG
Molecule: messenger RNA, 1485 nt
Organism: Microsporum canis CBS 113480
Lineage: Eukaryota; Fungi; Ascomycota; Eurotiomycetes; Onygenales; Arthrodermataceae
Product: 4-aminobutyrate aminotransferase
Exons: 3
Coding region: 1-1485 (494 amino acids)
Biological process (GO): GABA catabolic process
Cellular component (GO): mitochondrion
Molecular function (GO): pyridoxal phosphate binding
Source: RefSeq, a predicted model, not a curated record